Molecule: messenger RNA, 651 nt
Organism: Symbiodinium natans
Lineage: Eukaryota; Dinophyceae; Suessiales; Symbiodiniaceae
Source: the annotation of a GenBank genome assembly
AUGUCCGAUUCGGCGGUGGCCUCCCCUGCUGUGUUCAGAUAUCCCAGUCCUGCUGCGCUGAGCCUGACCCAAACGAGAAGCCUGGAGAUGGUUUCCAGAGCCUUCGACGAGUUCAACAUUGUGAAUGCAUUGCUCAAGGUGGACAUGGAGGACUGGACCGUCAAACCGGAGAAAUGGGAAUCGUUCGUGACACGAUAUGCGGAUGGGUUGGAAGAUGCAGCGGACCGGCGCCGCGUGCUCCUGUGGUUAGAUGCCGAAUCGGGCAAGAAGGCCGGCGUCAACAUCAACCCCGACUACAAUGAAAAAACGAACACCUUCGACUUCACGGUUCGUGCGUUCAAGGAAAUGGAAGAUGGCAAGUUCCGAGUUAUGGAAGGCAAAGUGAAAUCGAUUUACAAGGUCAGGCACAAGGACAUCAAGCGGGGACUCUUUGGAGCUGUCAAAGACUUCUUUACGGGCACGGUGGCGGGUCACGAGACUGAGCAGGACAAGCGGGAUGAGCUAGAGACAAACCUUCAUGCUGCAUUGGCAGAUAGCACUGUCUUGAACGCGUACAUCGGUGCUAACUUUCAGCACUUCCUCAAGGGAGUCGGCAUCGAGUGCGAGGCGGUUGAUUCGGUGAGGCAGCUGGACCCGCCGGCUGAGGCCUAA